Messenger RNA from Protopolystoma xenopodis, 171 nucleotides. The record is from the annotation of a GenBank genome assembly. NCBI's taxonomy places the organism in Eukaryota, Metazoa, Platyhelminthes, Monogenea, Polystomatidea, Polystomatidae.
AUGGCGAUACUCACUGACGAUGUCAACGACGAUGCCGGCGAAACGUUUGGGAAUGUACCACGUCCACGGUUCAACUUUGGAAAUGAUCAUGCAGACAACGGACCCCGGACUAGAAUUUUUGGCUCUUAUGAUGCUUGUCGUGGCGGAAUGGAUCGGCUCGCAGGACGGUAA